Cercocebus atys (sooty mangabey) is the source of this 6816-nucleotide messenger RNA. It is a transcript of the gene NEK4, whose product is annotated as NIMA-related kinase 4. The transcript has 15 exons. Bases 197 to 2509 code for a protein of 770 amino acids. Gene Ontology annotation, biological process: protein phosphorylation. Lineage: Eukaryota; Metazoa; Chordata; Mammalia; Primates; Cercopithecidae. The record is from RefSeq and is a predicted model, not a curated record. Gene Ontology annotation, molecular function: ATP binding; protein kinase activity.
CGCAGACUGCUCCCGGCCCGGAUCGCUAUGGCAGCGGCGUCGUCGUGGGCUGGGACCCUGCGAUCCCGCCCGGGCCUGGCUGCCUCAACAGCCGCCUCCGCUGCACACUUUAGGGCAUGAACCGAGCCUCCUGCUGCCGCCCGCUGCCCUACCCGCCGCUGCCGCCGCAUCCCGACUCUGGGCCAGCGCUGGGAACAUGCCCCUGGCCGCCUACUGCUACCUGCGGGUCGUGGGCAAGGGGAGCUACGGAGAGGUGACGCUUGUGAAGCACCGGCAGGACGGCAAGCAGUAUGUCAUCAAAAAACUGAACCUCCAAAAUGCCUCUAGCCGAGAGCGGCGAGCUGCUGAACAGGAAGCCCAGCUCUUGUCUCAGUUGAAGCAUCCCAACAUUGUCACCUACAAGGAGUCAUGGGAAGGAGGAGAUGGUCUGCUCUACAUCGUCAUGGGCUUCUGUGAAGGAGGUGAUCUGUACCGAAAGCUUAAGGAGCAGAAAGGGCAGCUUCUGCCUGAGAAUCAGGUGGUAGAGUGGUUUGUACAGAUCGCCAUGGCUUUGCAGUAUUUACAUGAAAAACACAUCCUUCAUCGAGAUCUGAAAACUCAAAAUGUCUUCCUAACAAGAACAAACAUCAUCAAAGUGGGGGACCUAGGAAUUGCCCGAGUGUUAGAGAACCACUGUGACAUGGCUAGCACACUCAUUGGCACACCCUACUACAUGAGCCCUGAAUUGUUCUCAAACAAACCCUACAACUAUAAGUCUGAUGUUUGGGCUCUAGGAUGCUGUGUCUAUGAAAUGGCUACCCUGAAGCAUGCUUUCAAUGCAAAAGAUAUGAAUUCUUUAGUUUAUCGGAUUAUUGAAGGAAAGCUGCCACCAAUGCCAAGGGAUUACAGCCCAGAGUUGGCAGAACUGAUAAGAACAAUGCUGAGUAAACGGCCUGAAGAAAGGCCGUCUGUGAGGAGCAUCCUGAGGCAGCCUUAUAUAAAGCGGCAAAUCUCCUUCUUUUUGGAGGCUACAAAGAUAAAAACCUCCAAAAGUAACAUUAAAAAUGGUGACUCUAAAUCCAAGCCUUUUGCUACAGUGGUUUCCGGAAAGGCAGAAUCAAAUCAUGAAGUAAUCCACCCCCAACCACACUCUUCUGAGGGCUCCCAGACAUAUAUAAUGGAUGAAGGCAAAUGUUUGUCCCAGGAGAAACCCAGGGCCUCUGGUCCCUUGAAGUCACCUGCCAGUCUGAAAGCCCAUACCUGCAAACAGGACUUUAGCAAUACCACAGAACUAGCCACAAUCAGUAAGGUAAAUAUUGACAUCUUACCUGCAAAAGGGAGGGUUUCAGUGAGUGAUGACUUCGUUCAGGAGAAUCAGCCAAGACACUUGGAUGCCUCUAAUGAGUUAGGAGGUAUAUGCAGUAUUUCUCAAGUGAAAGAGGAGAUGCUUCAGAACAACAGUAAAUCCAGUGCCCAGCCUGAAAACCUGAUUCCCACGUGGUCCUCUGACAUUGUCGCUGGGGAAAAAAAUGAACCAGUGAAGCCUCUGCAGCCCCUAAUCAAAGAACAAAAGCCAAAGGACCAGGAUCAAGUUACUGGUGAAUGUACUAUAGAAAAACAGGGCAGAAUCCACCCAGAUUUACAGCCACACAACUCUGGGUCUGAACCUUCUCUGUCUCGACAGCGACGGCAGAAGAAGAGAGAACAGACUGAGCACAGAGGGGAAAAGAGACAGGUUGGCAGAGAUCUCUUUGCUUUCCAAGAGUCGCCUCCUCGAGUUUUGCCUUCUCAUCCCAUUGUUGGGAAAGUGGACAUCACAUCAAUACAAAAAGAGGCUGAAAACCAGUGUAGAGUGGUCACUGGGUCUGUGAGCAGUUCAAGGAGCAGUGCGAUGUCAUCAUCAAAGGAUCGACCAUUAUCAGCCAGAGAGAGGAGGCGACUAAAGCAGUCACAGGAAGAAAUAUCCUCUUCAGGCCCUUCAGUGAGGAAAGCUUCUCUGAGUGUAGCAGGGCAAGGAAAACCCCAGGAGGAAGACCAGCCCAUGCCCGCCCGACGGCUCUCCUCUGACUGCAGUGUCACUCAGGAAAGGAAACUGAUUCAUUGUCUGUCUGAGGAUGAGUUAAGUUCUUCUACAAGUUCAACUGAUAAGUCAGAUGGGGAUUGCAGGGAAGGGAAAGGUCAGACAAAUGAAAUUAAUGCCUUGGUACAAUUGAUGACUCAGACUCUGAAACUGGAUUCUAAAGAGAGCUGUGAAGAUGUCCCGGUAGCAAACCCAGUGUCAGAAUUCAAACUUCAUCGGAAAUAUCGGGACACACUGAUACUUCAUGGGAAGGUUGCAGAAGAGGCAGAGGAAAUCCAUUUUAAAGAGCUGCCUUCAGCUAUCAUGCCAGGUUCUGAAAAGAUCAGGAGACUAGUUGAAGUCUUGAGAGCUGAUGUAAUUCAUGGCCUGGGAGUUCAGCUUUUAGAGCAGGUGUAUGAUCUUUUGGAGGAGGAGGAUGAAUUUGAGAGAGAGUCCUAUAUAGGUUGGUAGUCAUUUGUUCCGGGUUUUUGGACUGGCAAAAAUGGAGUAUUCCAGGCGGACUGACAUGGUGUAUGUAAGUAUGCCAGCUUAUAACAGUUGCUGAAUAUGGGGGUUGAUUCCCUCCCUAGCCCGCUGACUCAUAGGAUAUUGCUUUAUCUGGACUGGCAAGGCGGUGGCCGGGAGUUCUACUACCUCUGAAGGGUGGUGCUUAGCCAGUCCCAGGGGGUUUAACUUGGCCCAGACUCGAGGAAAGAGUCUGUAAGUCCAGUAGGAGAGGAUUAGUUUUAUUUUCUGGCGGUUGUGAAGGUGAAACUAAGAGAUAUUCUUCUGACAGAGGGGUGGUUAGCAGGAGCUGAGUAGCGGGAGGUGGUGUGUCCCUUAGCAUGAGGUGAGCUUGUUGGGCCAAGAAGGAAAUAGAUUUCUGCAGCUUGUGGGGCAGGUCUCGUCCUAGGAGGGGAAAAGGACACUCUGGGACCACAAGGAACAAAUGGGUUACUCUUUUCUGUCCUAAACUCACCUCUCGUAAGUGGGUGACAGGAUAUUCUUGAAUAACUCCAGUAGCCCCCCAUACAGCCACUUUUUUAUUAGAGACACUGCCUAGGGGCAUCUGCAGUACUGAGUGAUCCGCCCUCAUGUCAAUUAGGAAGCGUACAGGCUGGCCCCCAACUGUGGCGGUCACCAUGGGCUCCUGGGGGCCAAGUGUAAAGGAGCCCUGGCCCAUCAAUCAUCAGAUUCCUCUGCAGCAGGGAGGGUGAGGACUUUUUUCUCUUUUGGCUUUUCCUCUGGUCUUAAUGGGCAUUCCUUUUUCCAAUGUCCCAUCUGCUUGCAGUAAGCGCACUGGUUUUUCUCCAGGGGAGCCCGCUCCCCUUUCUGAACCUUUUGGCGGGGACCCAGGGUUCCCUGACCAUUUUUCUGUGAUGGGGGUCUUUCCUUCUUGACUUCCGGAAUGGCAGCCGCUAUGAUUUUUGCCUGUCUUUUUGAUGCUUUGUCAGCAGCCUUUUCAGCUGCCUGAGCUGCCUGUUUCUGCUUUUCAAACUCUCAGUUGUCAAAAACCUUUUGGGCUAUCUCUAAAAGCUGACUGAUGUUCAUUCCGGCAAAUCCCUCUAGCUUUUCUAAUUUUCUUUUGAUGUUAGGGGCUGCUUGAGCCACAAAUGCCAAAUUAAGAGCAUGGCUAUUUUCGGGAGCCACCAGAUCAAAAGGGGUGCCAGUCCGAUAGGCCUCCUGGAGGUGUUCCAGAAACGCUCCUGGUGACUUAUCAGGCCCCUGGACAACUUCAGUUGUCUUAGACAAAUUUAUGGGUUUUCGAGCAGCUCCCUUGAUACCCACAAGGAGAUACUGGUGAAAAUUGUCUAAAGCUCUCCUUCCACCCGAGGAGUUUGGGUCCCAAUUAGGCCGGGUAGAGGGAAAAACCUCUUCAAUUUGGUCUUGGGCUUCCUCUUCUGGCCCACUCACUGAUGUAAUACUUUCUGGCCUCCCUUCUGGUACGUUCCCUCUUUUCAGAGGUGAAAAGGGUUAAAAAGAGUUGCUGACAGUCAUCCCAGGUGGGUCGGUGAGUCCGGAGCAUGGACUCCAUUAGUGAGGUCAAAACCUGGGGCUUUUCAGAAAAGAGGGGAUUAUGAGCCUUCCAGUUGUACAGGUCAGAGGUAGAGAAAGGGACAUAAACUAGGAAGGGAGCUGAGCGCUCAUCACCCGGAGGGAUUUAGGCCUCUCUCAGUGGGAGGAGGGGGGCUACCUCCUCCUGCCUUGGCUGCAAUUGGGAGGCUAUGGGCGGAGAGCCCACAGGAGAUGUAGUCGAGGAAACAAGGGAAGAAUCUUGGGGAGCAGGAGGCUUAUAGGGCAGUGGAACUGCAUGAGGAAAACUUUCCUCUUCUUCAGACGGAGAUAGUACAGGAGGAGCCGAGAGGGCUGAGAGUCCGCACAAAAAUGCGGACCGACUCAAAAGGACCUUGGAAGUGGGAUCAUGAAUGGUGCAUGAGCGGAGCCAGGGAGAAGGGCUCUGGACCAAAUCCAGCCAUUGAUCAAUGUAGGGAAACUGAUCGGGGUGACUGGGACUUCCAGUAACGACCCGCCACACAGCCUGAACAGCUGUGGGGUUAAAUGACCCUUCUGGGGGCCACCCAGUUGCAAACUGUGGCCAUUCUACUUCACAGAGUGUCCAGAGUUCGCCUUUCUUCAGGCAGACUCCGUAAUCCUCUGAGAAGCCUCAAGAGAAAUUCUGCAACAUACAUUGGAAAGGACUCACUCUUCACAGGGCUGGGAAGAGGAGUUUCCCAUUUUGGAGGCAGUUUAACAAGGUUUGAGCAGAGAUAUUAAACCCAGCAUGGACAGAGAAAUUCACAACCUGGGGGGCUGGCGUAUCGGAAGAACAGAAAUAACACAACCAGAAAGAGCAGGAAAACAACUAUAGCCAACACUUCCUGCCACAUGAAGUUGGUUUUCUUAAGCUUUAAGAUAUAGGGAGGAGGACUAGAGGCCGACCCGAGGGCUCCUUGGCCAGCCGGACCUAGAUGACCUCCCUCUUCCCCUUGACCUACAGCCUAAAUAUUUUUGGUGUCUCCAUGACUCAAAGACAAAAAGUUCCAACUUGACCUUCUCUUUCAAGGGUUUUAGGAGGGAGAGCAGAGCCAAAUCUUGGAGGCGCUGGACUUGCUCUGACACAGGAAAACAAGAUAUGUAGGGUAAGGGAUAAGGAUGAGAAGGAAAGGGGCCACUCGGAUCUUUUCUAAGGUAGGAGAGUAGCCACAGGGGAACAGAAUAAGAGUCCAGACAGAGUAAAGCAGUAUGAGCGUAGGCUUCUCUACACAGACUUCAAAAGCACGUGAAAAGUUACAGGAUGACAGCAAAGGUGGGCAAGGAGGUCUGCAGGGUGGCUAUUUUGAAUCCACCACUGAUCUAAUGUGGAGGCGGUCCAGUCACUUGGGCAUGGGAUGUGGCAAUCUAAACUCCAGCAGCCUUUAUGGUGCCAGAAAUUCCAAAUGGGCAAGUGUUUGCCACACCCCUUCCUGUAACACCACCUGAUUUGUUUCUGACAGAAAAGGCAGGACUGGGACGGCCAGCCCAAACAACUGAUGAGGAAUUUGACCUCCUGUGGUAGAAAAUCAGUAUUGAGGACCUUGAAGAAGUUCUUUCCCAGUAGCCUUGGGCAGUAGCGGUGACCUGACAGAUGAAACUUAGAAAGACACUAAACAAGACAAUAGACACUAGUGCAUAUAAACAAGUUUGACAAUUUUUUUUUUUUAAUAGACAGACAAGGGGUAGGGAUCCUGUGAUGGGAUCAGUCAGAUGCCUGCCUGGCCGCUCCCCCUGAGGGGACUUAGGCUCCUUGUCCCCUCAUUGGCAUUGGCAGGCUGGUAUAAACCCCUGGCUCGGAUUGAGCUAUGGCCGAUGCUGCCUUAAGCCUUAUGAGGUCGCCACAGAACCGCAGGUGAGGGCCCACUCGAACUCCGUAGCUUUCGCUGUGGACAAACUGGAAGUUCAAGCACAAGCCCUUGACCUCCCCAUUCACGCACUCAUUCACACAGAGUUUAUAACAGUUUUAUUCUUCUUCUAAAACAGAGGUCUCCAGGAGACCUGAACAAGAGAAGGAGAAGAGAUAGAGAAAGAGACUGAGAGAGAGACUAGUCUUUAAUGGAGAGGCCGGCCUGCCAGAAACCGGGACUCAGUCCUCCAGUGUCCUGGAAUACGGACAGAGUCAAGGGAGGGCCCCCGUUAGGGCCACUUCCCUUCCAGAGAGACACAGAGGCACCUAACAGAAAACCAGGACUCUGUCCUCCAGUGUCCUGGAAUGUGGGCGGUCAUAAAGGGAGGGCCCUCGUCAGAGCCACUUCCCUCCCAGAGAAACAGAGUCAGAUCUGACUUACCUUUCUGGGACCAGAAACUGAGGACUCAGGAGUUGAAUUUUUGUGGGAACACACCGGUGGUUCAUCCUUCCCUUUUGGAUAGACGAGGUCUUAUGGGGCCCUGGAAUGUCUUCAGGUGGCGGCUCCCCUGUAAGUCUGCCAUCUGUCUGGGGGAGGUUGGAACGAGUCUGGCUCUCGCCCGGUGGCCAAAAUUCUCACUGGGGCCUCCAAAUGUUGUAACCAAGCGAGUUAAAGAGAAACGCCACACUUUGAGACAAAUUAAGGAGUCCUUUAUUAGCCAGCGACCGAGAGGCAGCUGACGUUCAAAAUUCUCUCGGCCCAAGGAAGGGGCUAGUUUUGUUUUUAUACCGUAGUCUAAAUAGGGGAGUGGGGGGAAUUUAGCUGAAGCAACUUUUACAGAAGCAGAACUGGCAAAAAGUUAAAAAAGUAAUUGGUUACAAAUGCAGUUACAAAAAA